AUGACUGCAAGACCAACGAUCGUAAAAUCAUCAAAUUUAAACACUCUUCAAAAGAGUUUUCAAAUCACGAAGUAAUUGUUUGUAGAGUAUCAAAAGCGUUCUCUAUCCAGAGACACCUUCCAAAGGCAUCAAUACCUUUUUUAAUGCUUUUAAGGACACGUCAGUAUUUUCUGAUUAUUUUAUGAAAACUAAUAAUUUAAUCGAGAUAAAUCCCAUUCAAAGUAUAUGUUAAUAAAGACGUUGAAUAACACGCGUGAACAUUUUCUAUUAAAAGUAUUGUGUAAAUUGUCAUUGACAAACAAUUGUUCUCAUUUCUGUUGUAAAAAUUUUCAACAAUUAUGCAAUUAUAAUAGUUUAACCAACAAAUCUGUAAAGUAGAGUACCAUGGAGGUUUCGUUAUUAAAAUCCAUACUGUUUGCUCGUCAGUGGUCAAUAACAGUUGUUAAAUUAUAAUAAAAUGGUAAGUUGAAACGAAUUUCAUAUUCAAUGAAUAUAUCCAAUAGCUAUCUGUCGUUUUCUCGUAUCAAUACAAAUGCCAUCAUACAUAUUCACUCUGUAUUUGUUUUCAGUCGUCAUUUAUUUUAUAUUUUUUUACGAAUAUCGUAAUGUAAGAAAAAAUAUGAAUGUCAAAUAAGUAUAGAAAUAAAUCAGCUUAUUUAUGUGCAAGUAUUGUGAACUAUAUUCAAUUUUAUAAAACUUGUAUUACAGAAUAUUUGUCUACUAUUAUUAUUGUUAUUGUUACUAUUCCAGUUUUUACGAUUGUUAUUACAGGGUGCAAAUAUAUCACAAUUGGAAAGAGAUAUUGGCUCUGAUCAGUUUCCUCCUAACGAACAUUAUUUUGGAUUAGUUAAUGUAAGUAUAAAUCAAGAUACAAAACAUUUAACCCUUUGCUGUUUAGUCUGCAGGUAUUUCCAUUGUACUUGGGCAGGUUUAUCAUAUCGUGUCUUAUUGUAAAUAUUAUAUAGAGUGACACACAUUGUAAACAAGAAAGACUCAUUAGUAAAACAUAUCACUAAUAUGGAGUCUAAACAAGUUUGCUUCGAUAAAAUCAACGUCCAGUCACAUUAGACAUAGAACUACAAAGGGUUAAAAGUCGUAAAAUUUUUUUUUUUAUUUUCAAUAUUAAAAUCAUUAAUAUCAAUAUUUAUAUCAUUAUAGUUUGGAAAUACCUGUUACAGUAAUUCUGUACUACAAGCUUUAUAUUUUUGUCGACCAUUUAGAGAAAAAGUUCUAGAAUAUAAAGCUAGAAAUAAGAGAACCAAAGAAACGUUAUUAACAUGUUUGGCAGAUUUAUUCUACAGUAUUGCGACUCAAAAAAAGAAAGUUGGAUCUAUAGCUCCGAAAAAAUUUAUUGCCAGAUUGAGAAAAGAGAAAGAGAGAAGUCAAAGCCAAAAACCAACAGGAGGAAAAUGUGGUGCAGGUGACGCUGGUCCACCAGAGCCUACAUGGGUUCAUGAAAUAUUUCAAGGAAUUUUAACAUCAGAAACACGCUGCCUUAAUUGUGAGACUGUAUCUAGCAAAGAUGAGGAUUUCUUUGAUUUACAAGUUGACGUAGAUCAAAAUACUUCAAUUACACACUGCCUCAGAUGUUUUUCAAAUACUGAAACACUUUGUAGUGACAACAAAUUUAAAUGUGAUCAUUGUAGCAGUUAUCAAGAGGCUCAAAAACGAAUGAGAGUUAAAAAAUUACCAAUGAUACUGGCAUUACAUUUAAAGAGAUUUAAAUACGUGGAACAAUAUAACCGUCACAUAAAAGUUUCUCACAGAGUAGUUUUUCCCUUAGAACUUCGACUCUUCAAUACUAGUGACGAUGCAGUGAAUCCAGAUCGAUUGUAUGAUUUGGUCGCAGUUGUGAUACAUUGUGGAAGUGGGCCUAACCGAGGACAUUAUAUUUCAAUAGUCAAAAGCCAUGGGUUUUGGUUGCUUUUUGACGAUGAUAUGGUUGAUAAAAUUGAUCCAUCUACAAUAGAAGACUUUUAUGGACUUACAUCAGAUAUUCAGAAAAGUUCUGAAACUGGUUAUAUCUUAUUUUAUCAAUCAAUAGAUUGUAAUUAGAACCUAACACAAACAUAUACUAAUUAAAUUAAACAAAUUCUAUACGAUAAUUUCGUAUUUUAUUGGCAUACAGUGUAUAAAGUUAAAAAUAUUAUAUGUUAGUUUAUUUAUAAAGUAAAAUAUGUAUAGAAUCGAUUAUAUUUUGUUUGUAAAAUAUAGAAAAAGUUAUUAGCUCCAUAGACUAUUCAUUAAUGCAACCUUAAAAAAAAAAUUAUUUUUUUUUUUUAGAUAUCUUUUAA
Heterotrigona itama is the source of this 2294-nucleotide messenger RNA. The record is from the annotation of a GenBank genome assembly. NCBI's taxonomy places the organism in Eukaryota, Metazoa, Arthropoda, Insecta, Hymenoptera, Apidae.